AUGAGCGCCGCCGAAGUUGAGAGACUCAACCAAAUUGUUCACGUUGCCCAGACUUAUGUUGCUAGCACUACCUCCGUGUUGGUCUGGGACUGGUUAGCAUGCCUUCCACAAGAGUAUAAAUACAUAUGGAAGGUGUCAUGGAGUCCCAUCAAAGUUUUGUACCUCAUGGUACGGUACUACACCUUCGUCGUUCUUGUCGUGACCGAUGUUUGGUUCUUCGCUGAUUGGCAAGAGCAGACAUGUGCCAAGUCACUACGCAUUCUUCCUGGUCUAGCCGUCGCGAUUGACUUAUGUGUUGAGAUGGUGUUGGCGCUACGAGUUUACGCUCUGUACGCACGUGAUUGGAGAAUAGGUUGCCUCCUUGUAGCCGUCUUGGCUGGCUUUUUAGGUGUCAUGAUCGCGGUCCCCAUCCUCGCGUUUGACUACACGAGGUUGCCAUCUUGGCCAGGUCCUUGUUUAGUGACGGGUAAGGCAUCUGUCGCGGGUCCUCGGUUCAUCAUCGCUUUCUACGCCUCUCCUAUGACACUCGACCUCCUCUUCACCGGGCUAACUACGUGGCGCGCGCUCAAACAUCGCCGUAGCGGCACCGCCAGUGGGCUCAUCAAGGUCUUUCUGCGAGACGGCAUCCUUUACUUCCUGUCCAUAUCGGCUUUGAACUUGGUCAACGUGAUAUUCUUCAUCAAAGCGGAUGCAUCGAUACAGUCAAUCAACGCCCCUAUGAGUAUUCAGCUGUCCUCUGUUUUAUGCUGUCGCCUCAUUCUCAAUCUCCGUGCCGAGCAUAAACGUCAGCCGGCGGUGAAGCGCUUCGCUACGACCGUCGGCCGCUGGAUAGACGAUUUCCGCGUCACGGACGACAGUCAGAGCGACGGACACACCGUAUCGCUCCAGAGCCGUACCCCGCGGCCGGCCGCAUCCGCCAUGCGCAGAGAACCCGCUGGCGAUGGAGAGCCUGCGAAUGGUAUCGUAGUGCAUUGGGAACGCGAGGUCUACGACGACACCGCUGCAUGGGACUCCAAGCAGGUGAUAUCCAGGAGUAACAGCGACAUCGAAGCUGGCAAAGACGACUUGGACUUGCCAACCACAAACAAGGCUUAG
Messenger RNA from Punctularia strigosozonata HHB-11173 SS5, 1095 nucleotides. RefSeq lists its product as uncharacterized. The transcript has 16 exons. The coding region runs from base 1 to 1095 and encodes 364 amino acids. Lineage: Eukaryota; Fungi; Basidiomycota; Agaricomycetes; Corticiales; Punctulariaceae. The record is from RefSeq and is a predicted model, not a curated record.